Molecule: messenger RNA, 861 nt
Organism: Nematocida ausubeli
Lineage: Eukaryota; Fungi; Microsporidia
Exons: 1
Coding region: 1-861 (286 amino acids)
Cellular component (GO): proteasome core complex
Molecular function (GO): threonine-type endopeptidase activity
Source: RefSeq, a predicted model, not a curated record
AUGAACAUGGAGAGCGUAAAGGGCACUAUCCAAGAGAUAGAACGAAAUAUUAUCGCUUCCAAGAUGAAUUCUUGUGAAGAUGGAAAUUCUGCUGAAAUUAGUGCUGUAGUGAAUUCACUAAAAAAUACAGCAGGAAAAUGCACAAAAACUGGGACAACAAUUGUUGGUGUGAAAGGUGACACUUUUGUUAUUUUGGCUGCUGACACAAGAUCCACUAACGGCCCAAUAAUUGCAGACAAGAAUAUUAGCAAGAUCCAUUAUAUCUCUGAUAAUAUCAGUUGCUGUGGGGCAGGUACAGCUGCAGACACUAGAUUUACUACAAAAAUGGCAGAAUCUGCCUUAAAACGGUUUAACUUAAAGUAUAACAGGAUUCCUGCUCUGUCUUACUGUGUGAAUAUCCUGAAAAGGCAUCUUUUUUCAUACCAGGGCCACGUUUCAGCGAGUUUAAUUGUGGGAGGGGUUGACGAGACUGGGCCUGGUCUAUUUGGAGUGCACCCGCAUGGGAGUGUAGACACUCUUCCAUAUACUGCGCAGGGCUCUGGUUCUUAUGCUGCAAUUGGUGUCUUGGAGACUGAGUGGAAAAAAGGCAUGCAGGAGAGUGAGGCCGUGGAGCUGGCAUGCAAUGCAAUUGAAGCAGGCAUCAGAAAUGAUUUAUACUCUGGCUCUAAUAUUGAUAUAUGCAUUAUUCGCCAAAAUGAAACGGAAGUGUUCCAGAAGGAGCAUAGAAGAGGGUUUAAGGUGAUUGGGAAGAAGCAGCCAAGAGAGAUGAAGUACACUUAUCCCCGGGAAAGUAUAAAAAUAACAAAAGAAGAAGUGUUUGAUUUGAUAUCUGUUACAAAUGAGAUGGAGGUGGAGUACUAG